CUGAGCGGUGGCAGCGCCGCAGCCGGGGCCGAAGCGCAGGAGCCGACGGGGCCCGGCCGGGAUGGUGCAGCGGCGGCUCCGCGGCGCACACACGCACUGAGCGGGCCCAAGCUGGGCCCCGCGCCCCCCGCGCCCCCCGCCGCCCCGGUCCCGGCCGGCAUGAUGUGCCUGGAAUGCGCCUCGGCGGCGGCGGGCGGCGCGGAGGAGGAGGAGGCGGACGCGGAGCGGCGGCGCCGGCGCCGGGGGGCGCAGCGAGGGGCUGGCGGUGGCGGCUGCUGCGGGGCGCGGGCACCGGGCGCCACUGGAGUCGCGGCCGCCGACGACGAGGUGCAGACUCUGUCAGGCAGCGUGAGGCGGGCCCCGGCCGGACCCCCCAGCACCCCCAGCACCCCCAGCUGCGCAGCCGCUGCAAAGGCCCCCGGCGCGCAGCAGCCCAAGCCAGCCAGCUUGGGCCGCGGGCGCGGGGCAGCAGCCGCCAUCCUCAGCUUGGGCAACGUGCUCAACUACCUGGACAGGUACACCGUAGCAGGCGUCCUUCUGGAUAUCCAGCAGCACUUCCGGGUCAAGGACCGCGACGCCGGCCUGCUGCAGUCAGUGUUCAUCUGUAGCUUCAUGGUGGCCGCCCCCCUCUUCGGGUACCUGGGUGACCGCUUCAACAGGAAGGUGAUCCUCAGCUGCGGCAUUUUCUUCUGGUCGGCUGUCACCUUCUCCAGCUCCUUCAUCCCCCAGCAGCACUUCUGGCUGCUGGUCCUGUCUCGGGGGCUGGUGGGCAUCGGCGAGGCGAGCUACUCCACCAUCGCACCCACCAUCAUCGGCGACCUCUUCACCAAGAACACGCGCACGCUCAUGCUGUCUGUCUUCUACUUUGCCAUCCCGCUGGGCAGUGGCCUGGGCUACAUCACUGGCUCCAGCGUGAAGCAGGCGGCUGGAGACUGGCACUGGGCCCUGCGGGUGUCCCCCAUCCUGGGCAUGAUCACAGGAACACUCAUCCUUGUCCUGGUCCCGGCCACUAAGAGAGGCCAUGCCGACCAGCUCGGGGGGCAGCUCAAGGCACGGACCUCGUGGCUCCGAGACAUGAAGGCCCUGAUCCGGAACCGCAGCUACGUCUUCUCCUCCCUGGCCACGUCGGCCGUGUCCUUCGCCACAGGGGCCCUGGGCAUGUGGAUCCCGCUCUACCUGCACCGCGCCCAAGUCGUGCAGAAGAUGGCAGAGACGUGCAGCAGCCCACCCUGUGGGGCCAAGGACAGCCUCAUCUUUGGAGCCAUCACUUGCUUUACGGGCUUUCUGGGUGUGGUCACGGGGGCAGGAGCCACGCGCUGGUGCCGCCUGCGGACCCAGCGGGCUGACCCGCUAGUGUGUGCUGUGGGCAUGCUGGGCUCUGCCAUCUUCAUCUGCCUUAUCUUCGUGGCCGCCAAAAGCAGCAUUGUGGGGGCCUAUAUCUGUAUCUUCGUCGGGGAGACGCUGCUAUUUUCUAACUGGGCCAUCACUGCGGACAUCCUGAUGUAUGUGGUCAUUCCCACAAGAAGGGCCACCGCAGUGGCCCUGCAGAGCUUCACCUCCCACCUGCUGGGGGAUGCCGGAAGCCCCUACCUCAUCGGCUUUGGUGAACCAGCUGGUGAUGCCGCCCGCAUCCAUGAAAGUCUGAGGCGGUGCCACUGGGAUAAUGAAGAACCAUUGCUCUCACCUAGUCUGGGAGGUGUCCUAUGGCAUCCUGGCCCUGCUGGGCUGUCCCAAAGCUUUCUGUGUGACCCACAGCGGGCCACUGGCCCUCUUUGGUCUGGGACUCCUGAGUGGCCGUGGCUCCAAGAAGAGGCUGUGUCCUCAACUAACCUGGAAGGCUGUCAGUGCUGGAGCCACAUGCUUGGACAGACUCCCGGCCCCAGGGGCCCAGGGAGAAGACGGCCCCUAGUGGGUGCGUGGGGAGAGCCUGGCCUGACACCAGCUUAUGUGAUCCUGGGCAAGUCCCUGCCCUCACCGGACUGCGGGGCCAGGGGGCUGGACUUUCCCACGCAGCUUGCCAGGCAUGGCACCGUCUACAGCUUAGAAGACCUACCAGCUCCUGGGCCACCCAGAGAAGAGGUGGCCCAGGCCUUAGAGUGGCAUUUCAGGCUCUGAGGCUCCCCGAAAGGCCUGCUGUGCGAGGACCACAGCCUUUCAGCUGGGCCUCUGACCUUGGGGACAUUGGACUCAACCUGGCAGAGGUGGGCACUCAAGUCACUGGGCACUUCCCAGCCUGGCUGGUCACUCUGGAGGACAUCUGUCUCCACUGCCUUGAGCUAGCUGUCUGCUUGGAGGUCUCCCAAGUGGGGACCAUCCCAACAGGGAGCUGGCAUCACCAGGGGUGAAGGCCCUGGUGGCAGCUACAUACCACCUGUACCCCCAGGCUUUGAGAUCCUUGGGGGCUGCCCACUCCUACAGGGCUCCUUCCAGCCCUUGCAGCAUUUCUGCUGUCCAUCUCCUCCCUGACUCCCCCCACAGAAGCCAAGAACCACCUCCUGCCCCCAGGCCGGGCCCUUUCCAGGAGCAGAGCCCAGGGGACUAUUCCCAGAAUCCAUAGGGCAGUAGCCAGGGUGCUGGCUGCCAGAGGAAGCAGCCAUCCACCCAGCUUCCUGUCCCAGGGAAUAGCCUGGUGGAGGUUGAGGCCCACCGGGCGAGGCCAACACCCCAGAGCCACCUCCAACCAAACGUUGGCUGCUGUUGCUCUCACGCAUAUUUCCACACAGCCCACCACUCCCCCAGCCUCUGACCGCCCCAUGCUCAUCCUCAGCACCACACCAGAGAGCAGCUGCUAACUUCACACCAGACCCCUGUCCCCUGGCAGAGCUUAUCCUAGCCUCCCUGCUCCACUCCCUCUCUGCAAUGUGCUGGAAUCACGGUGGUUCUGGUCUGGGGGCCCCUGCGGCCAGUAGGAAACCCUGAGAGCCAGCUUAGACAAUGCUUUGCCCCAUAGUUAGUGGCUGGCGUGGCUUCAGUGGUAUGUAAGCUAGUGGAAUACCCACUCCCCGCCGAGCUCUGGGGCACCCUGGGGGCCUAACAAGGGGGUGGGCUGGGGGAGGUAUCCCCCGAAGACCAGCCUGGCCUCCACUCCCACCCCAGCCUCAACUGGGGCCCCAGCGAUGUUUUCUUGUUGUACAAGAACCAGGUCCAAGUGUUGCCUCCUCUUCCUUCCGGAAGCCAAACUGCUCCUUUAUUUUUUAGAGCUGCUGAUUGUGAAUCUCAGAAUCUUAAGAGAGAAACCAAAUAGACUCCUCUUGUAAAUAAACCUAUUUAAAUCAUG
Messenger RNA from Equus quagga, 3277 nucleotides. RefSeq names its product SPNS lysolipid transporter 2, sphingosine-1-phosphate (gene SPNS2). Gene Ontology annotation, biological process: lipid transport; sphingosine-1-phosphate receptor signaling pathway; transmembrane transport. The transcript has 12 exons. Gene Ontology annotation, molecular function: transmembrane transporter activity; sphingolipid intramembrane carrier activity. Gene Ontology annotation, cellular component: membrane. The coding region runs from base 160 to 2115 and encodes 651 amino acids. The record is from RefSeq and is a predicted model, not a curated record. NCBI's taxonomy places the organism in Eukaryota, Metazoa, Chordata, Mammalia, Perissodactyla, Equidae.